AUGGGUACUAGUCUGAGCGAUGAAUCCGAUGAUUUCUUGUUUAACGUAUCUUCAUUAGGUAAAAAGCAAAAGAAAUCUCUUUCCGUUGUGCACAAUUUUACUCGUAAGGUUAUAAACGACAGGAAGAAGUUUAUAACAGAAAAUGGAAUAAAUUUAGUUAAUGCAAUGGGCGAUAAGGACAAUGAUGAAUCUGAAAUGGUGUAUGGUAAAAAGAAAAGAACGGCAAUGCUUGAUUUACUAAUAUUGGCGGAAAAAGAAGGUUUGAUUGAUAACGCCGGCAUCCAAGAAGAAGUUGAUACGUUUAUGUUAGAGGGUCAUGAUACUACUGCAUCAGGACUGAUCUUCUGCCUGAUGUUGCUUGCCAACUAUUCAGAAAUACAGGAAAGGAUAGUAAUAGAGCUUAAAGAAAUCUUCGGUAAGACAAAGCAUGCCACAAGAAUGGAAGACCUAAAUGCAAUGCGCUAUUUAGAUCGUUGUAUCAAGGAAUCUCUUCGUCUAUAUCCUCCCGUACCCUUCAUUAGUCGUCAUAUAAAUGAAGAAGUUCAAUUAAGUAAUUACACAGUCCCAGCGGGAACUUAUUGUCACAUUCAUAUUUACGAUCUACAUCGCAGCGAAAAAUUAUUCCCAAAUCCUUCUGUGUUUGACCCAGAUAGAUUUUUACCAGAAAAUAUGGGUAAGCGUCACAGUUACGCUUACAUACCUUUUAGCGCAGGACCAAGGAAUUGUAUCGGUCAAAAAUUUGCAAUGAUGCAGAUGAAAUUAGUUGUAUCAGAAAUCUUACGGAAUUUCAGGUUACUUCCCGUCACCAGUUGUUCGGAUCUAAAAUUCCAGGCAGAUUUAAUUUUGAGAAACUCAGGACCGGUUUAUAUAAAAUUUGUAAAAAGAGAAAUCGUGAUAUGA
Molecule: messenger RNA, 900 nt
Organism: Parnassius apollo (apollo)
Lineage: Eukaryota; Metazoa; Arthropoda; Insecta; Lepidoptera; Papilionidae
Source: the annotation of a GenBank genome assembly